This is a messenger RNA of Owenia fusiformis, 2396 nucleotides long. Lineage: Eukaryota; Metazoa; Annelida; Polychaeta; Sabellida; Oweniidae. The record is from the annotation of a GenBank genome assembly.
AAAUGAAGCGAUAAUAAUCAAAUUCUUUCAUGAAUUUGGCGCAAAAACUAACCUGUUUUGAUUUCAGACAUGUUGGAUGACGUCACAUGGGUUUGCUGAGAGGAAGUCAUUUUGGUAAUGCAACAUAAGUGAUAUUAUUUUCAAUAUACAACUACAUGUGCCACAAAUACCAUCACAGACUGAUACAUAGAUCGUUAGGUGUUAUACCUAUAGCAUUUAAAACGUAUUUAGGUUUCACAUUAUUGUAAAUAAGUGAAAAGUGAAAUAGUGUAAUUGCGCAGAGCUUGAUUCUGCAACUGACCUUUUUGGGAACUUUCAACCAGGAAGUAGGUUGCAGUAAAAUUCUCAUUACUUCCUCAUAUGAAUUUCAAGGGUUUCAAGGAUACAUCGGUUAGGGAAUCCCAUCAAAGGUUGUUGUAAAUAUGUGAUAUAGCUGCACCAGAAUUUCUAUCAAAUAUGGGUAACUGUAUGGGAAAACCUAAGACUGUGGAGGGAAAUGCUGCUAAAUAUGUCGCAGAGAACAACGCUGCAGAAGUGACAACACCCAACAAAUACAAUGAAGGAGCAGCACGUGAUCUGCGUGAUGAACUUCCUCCUCCCCCUGAUCCGUCACGGCCACAAUCUGGAGCUAAACUGAUCCGGGCACUGUAUGACUAUGAGGCAAGGACGGCUGAUGAUUUGACAUUCAAGAAAGAUGAUAUCAUGGAGAUUGUCAGUGACACGGACAGCGAUUGGUGGAUGGCACGUCACAUGGUGUCCAAUCAGACUGGAUACAUUCCUAGUAACUAUGUGGCAGUAGAAGAUACAUUGGAGACAUACGACUGGUACCUUGGGGCAGUGAAGAGAAAAGAGGCAGAGAAGUUGCUUUUGGAAGGACGGAACAAACCUGGCACAUUCCUUAUAAGGGAAAGUGAGACUUCUAAGGGUGCAUUUUCAAUCAGUGUGUUGGAUUUCAAUGAUGCGACAAAUGAGAGGAAUGUGAAACAUUACAAAAUCCGAAACCUCGAUGAAGGAGGCUUUUUUAUUGCUGCAAGGUUUAAGUGCAGAACUCUCACGGAACUAGUGGAGCACUACUCAACUGCCAGUGAUGGUCUCUGUCAAAAGUUGACAGUGGCCUGCCCCAAGCCGAAGCCAGUGAUGAGUGACCUUUCCAGGGAAACCAAGGACCAAUGGGAGAUUCCCAGGGACUCGUUGGAACUUAUGGAGAAACUUGGCGCUGGUCAAUUUGGAGAAGUCUGGAAAGGUUGCUACAACAAAACUACUGAUGUGGCAAUCAAAACCCUGAAGCCCGGAACAAUGACACCAGAGGCAUUCUUACUAGAAGCCCAAAUCAUGAAGAACUGUCAACAUGAGAAGCUGGUGAAGCUCUAUGCAGUGUGUACGCAAGAGGAACCCAUAUAUAUUGUCACUGAGUUAAUGAGUGAAGGGAGUUUGUUGAGCUAUCUGAGAGAGGGGGCUGGGAGAAGAGCCAAAUUACCAGAAAUGGUUGAUAUGGCGGCCCAGGUUGCCAGUGGAAUGGAAUAUAUUGAGCAGCAGAAGUAUGUCCACAGAGACCUGGCAGCUAGAAAUAUACUUGUGGGGGAAAAUAGGAUAUGUAAAGUUGCUGACUUUGGUCUUGCUAGAUUGAUAGAAGACGAUGAAUACCAGGCCCAGAGAGGUGCAAAGUUCCCUAUCAAAUGGACGGCCCCUGAGGCUGCGAACUAUGGUAAAUUCACAAUCAAGUCUGAUAUAUGGUCCUAUGGGAUCUUGCUAAUUGAAAUAACCACCCAUGGACAAAUACCAUAUCCAGGUAUGAAUAACCGAGAAGUAUUAGAACAAAUUGAUCGUGGCUACAGGGCCCCUCGUCCCAAACUCUGCCCUGAAAGUAUGUAUGAAACGAUGCUACAAUGUUGGGAGGAAGAUGCAAACAAAAGACCAACAUUUGAAUACUUAAAUGCCUUCUUUGAAGACUAUUUCAUCGCAACUGAACCAAGCUAUAAAGAAACAGAUGAUAUUUAGAGCAUAAAUGAUAUGUAUGCUAUGCCACGUUUUACCAGCAGGAAUUAUGAACCAUUGUGAAAUGUGAGUUGUUUACACUUUUUCCUGUUGUGGUUUGCAAGAGGAACUUAGAAACAUAUGUCACACAAGUCGCAUGCUACUGUGGGAGUUAACCUGAAGUGACUUGUCUGGAAAAAUCAAAUGGAUCACGUGGAUGUACAUUAAUGCUAUAAAGUGUCGUAGAAAUAUUUUUUGUUAGAUAAUUGAAUGAUAUGGACUCCCUCAGCAGGACCUGUCUAUUGGACAAAUGAGCAGUUGUUUUAGAGGUGUUCAUCUUUUAGAGGUGUUCAUCUUUGAGAGAUGUUCUACUUUUAGAGGUGUUCAUCUUUUAGAGGUGUUCAUCUUUGAGAGAUUACUUU